AUGAGGAUUAUUCGUCUUGGAGUACUUGUGCCGUCAUCUAAUACGGCAUUGGAGCCGCUUACUCAUGCGAUUGUCUCAUCGAUCCAAUCAAAAGAUGUCACAAUCUCCGUAUACUUCUCUCGGUUCCGUGUGACUACGAUCGAUAUUUCCUCCGAGGCGAAUGCGCAGUUCGAGUUCUCGCCGAUUCUGCACGCUGCGACCUUGCUUGCCGAUGCCAAAGUGGAUGUAAUCGGGUGGAGUGGUACAAGUGCGGGUUGGCUCGGCUUCGAGCAUGACGAGAAACUGUGUGCCGCAAUCGAAGCAGAGACCGGCGUUAAAGCUACGACAUCCGUGUUGUCCCUCAACUCGAUUUUACGCGGCCUGGGUGUUAUCUCCUUUGGGCUCGUGACACCAUAUCGGAAAGAGCUGAACAGUUUGAUCCGACAGAACUAUGGGGCAAUCGGUGUCGAUAUCAAUGCGACCUGGGAUCGUCAUCUUGGGCUGACGGACAACAUCGAGAUCGGGAAAGUGGACGAAGCCACUUUAGAUGGGAUGGUGAUGGAUGUGGCCUCGAAGGGCGCGCACGUUUUGUCCACUUUCUGUACCAAUCUUCGGGCAGCGCAACGUGUCGGGCAUUGGGAGAAGUCAGCUUCUGUCAUUGUUCUCGACACUGUGGCUAGCGUCGUCUGGGGUAUGCUGAAGAUCGUAGAAGUAGACACUAAGCUGGUGAAGGGAUGGGGUUACAUGUUUGAGGUUGAAUGA
Molecule: messenger RNA, 741 nt
Organism: Cladophialophora yegresii CBS 114405
Lineage: Eukaryota; Fungi; Ascomycota; Eurotiomycetes; Chaetothyriales; Herpotrichiellaceae
Exons: 1
Coding region: 1-741 (246 amino acids)
Source: RefSeq, a predicted model, not a curated record